Messenger RNA from Wasmannia auropunctata (little fire ant), 2460 nucleotides. RefSeq names its product E3 UFM1-protein ligase 1 homolog (gene Ufl1). The coding region runs from base 25 to 2337 and encodes 770 amino acids. The record is from RefSeq and is a predicted model, not a curated record. Gene Ontology annotation, biological process: response to endoplasmic reticulum stress; protein K69-linked ufmylation; regulation of proteasomal ubiquitin-dependent protein catabolic process. Gene Ontology annotation, molecular function: UFM1 ligase activity. Lineage: Eukaryota; Metazoa; Arthropoda; Insecta; Hymenoptera; Formicidae. Gene Ontology annotation, cellular component: endoplasmic reticulum membrane. The transcript has 5 exons.
AACGGCACGAGAAACGAUCGAAAAAUGUCCAGCGUGGAUUGGGAAGAAAUCAAGCGACUGGCUGCUGAUUUUCAGAAGGCACAGCUCAGCUCGACCUUGCAAAAACUCUCGGAACGAAAUUGUAUAGAGAUUAUAACAACAUUGGUAGAAAACAAGUUUCUUGACAUUAUAUUUACCAAUGAUGGCAAAGAAUACGUUACACCCCAGCAUCUUGGGAAGGAGAUCAAGGAUGAGCUGUAUAUUCACGGUGGAAAAGUUAGUUUAGUCGACUUGGCGCAAAUUCUUAAUGUUAAUCUGUCGCAAGUAACUAAAGCAGUAACGGAGAUCGAGAAGCACAAUAAAGGGCUAAAAGUGAUACUGGGCCAGCUUAUUGAUAAGAGCUACAUUAGUAAAAUUGCAGAAGAGAUAAAUGAUAAACUUGUGCAGCACGGCUGUAUUAAUGUGGCCGAGUUAACGCUCACUUACAAUCUACCGGCUGAUUUUUUACAAUCGGUCGUCGAGAAGGAACUCGGAAAAAUAAUACAUGCCACCCAAGACUCCCAAGAUCCUAAAAUUUUUUAUACCGAAAGCUUUAUUGCUAAAAAUAAGGCAAAAAUUAAAGGCGCGUUAUCUGCCGUCACAAAGCCCACGCCAUUAUCUGCAAUAUUGGGGCAAUGUGGCGUACCAGAAAGAAUAUUUUUCUCAAUCUUGGACAGUUUGCAAGAAGUAAAACAAGUGCCAGGAGUUGUGACUGGGAAACAGAGCGGAAAUAGUAUUUAUAUACCUACUAUAUACUCUAAAAGUCAAAACGAGUGGGUUGAAAACUUUUACAAGCAGAACGGAUAUUUAGAAUAUGAUGCGCUCACAAGGCUCGGGAUAUCAGAUCCAUCAGGCUUUGUAAAACGCCACUUUCCGAACGAGAACAUGGUCUUCCUAAAGUCAGUGGCUGUAGGAACGGUGGUAACGGAUCAAGUGGACGCCAAUAUCGAAGAGGUUGUUGCGACCGGAUCUUUCGUUGAUCUGUAUCCGCUUUUACCGUCUGUAUUUAGCGACGAAGACGCGGAACUUCUUCUCAGAUUAGCUAUGAAGAAGACAAGGGUCAACGUACAUGUAUUUGCAAAGACAGUCGUUGUCUCUGAGGCAUUUUUACAAACUUUAACUAAAUCCCUCGAGGCAACAGCGGAACAAAAGGCUCGGGACAUGGUGGUUAGCGGAAAAUGGAUUCAGUCUAUCGCUGAGAAUAAAUUGAAAUCAAAAUCCGCGGAUUUGAUCAUCGAGAAUAAAGUGAGUAAAAAGGAAGAACGAAGGAAGAAGGCGGCGAUUGGUAAAGCGGGCGGCGGUAGUCAAGGCAGAGAAACCAAGACGAAAUCUACAAAGAAGAAGUACCUUCAGGGAAAAACGCAGGAAAAUGACUCGGACGAAGACGAGACGAGGCAGACGACGAUUGUGUCGUCUGCACGAAAAGGUGAGAUUACAUUGAUAUCCGUGGAAGAAGUUAAAGCGGAAAUUACGAAAGACGAGAACAUAUCCGUCAUCGAAGAAAUGGCAGACGAAUUGGCGUACUAUUUGCAACCAAAACUCAACAAGUUCGCGUUAUCAUUGGCGGAGCAAUUGGCGCAAUCCAACAAGACUACUAAUCUAAGCGAGAUCGGCGAACGCCUGAACAUCGUAAUAACCAACAUUCGAAUAUUCGACAAGGGUAUCAAACACUUGGACAAAGCGGAUCAAGCCUCGCUGACCAAAUAUUUGCUCAAGUCUCUGGGCCUUGAUUUUGUAACGAACAUAUUCAAACUGGCCGCUCAGCAGAAUAUGUUGCAAGUAGCGGAGAAUCUUACGACAGAGGCGAGGCAAAGAUUGCUGCUUGAAUUACCCGCGGAUGUUAAGGAGCCGUUAACUGUCAUUCAUAAGACAGUAAUGGGGGAUUCGGUGGAAGAUUUUUUGAACAGCGUCGACGCAGCGAUGGUGGCUUGUUGUCUGGUCCUGAAAAAGUACGAUAAGAAGAAGGAGCGGCCGCAGGUGCACGCUCACAGGGAAGCUCUAUUAGAAGAAUUGAAUGCCACGCAAGAUCCCGCAUUAAUGUUGCAUCUAGUUACAAGCCUGCUUUUCACCGCUGUUACGCAAAAUGCCAUACAUAUGUCCGGCAGACAUGUGACAACCGUCUUAGCGUUUCUUCAACAGCAGCUGGAACCCAAUACAAUGUCGACACUUUCCAGAUACCAUGACUUAGUACUUAAUUUGUUAAGUGCUCCUGAUGAAAACGCAAAAAUGGAAGCCUCCAGAGCCUUGGAGGAAGGAUUGGUGGACAUAAAAAAUAUUGCAAACAAUUUCAAGCAACAUGUAAAAAUCGACAAGUCCUGAGAAAGUUACACAAAUGGUUGUACAAUACGAAUGAUGUAAUAUAGUCCAUUUUAUGUAUUUGUUAUAUAAUAUCAAUUAAUAUUAAUAUCGUACUUUAUAAUAAAACAAAAUAUGUAUGUUAAC